AAAGGGCCGACUGCGUGCGUGACCGGAGACGAGAACAUCUAGCGAUUCAGGAUAUGACUACUACAACAGCGGCCGCUCCCGCGACCGCCGGAGCCAGCGCCAUGCCAGGCCCGUUCGCCGUGGCGCUAAAGCACAGCGUCACCCCUUCCCCCGUGCACGUCAAGAUGCGGGAGGAGCGCACGGCCGGCGGCGCGUGCUGCCUGCGCUUGCUCUGUUCCAUGAGGACCUCGUACGAGCUACAAAUGAUCGGGGGGCCUGGGCUGCAGGUCGGGGAAGAGGAGGAGCAUACAGACUACGUGAUACCGCUAUACGAGGUCAACCUCCGCAGCCACGACGCCUGCCGCGCCGCCAUGCUCAAAUUGCUCUCGUCGGUACCGGUGGCCGGUCCGGUAUCCCUGCUCGAUCCGGCGGCGGGCGAGUGGUACGAGCCCGUGCUCGACGCCGCCGCGGACGGCAUCGUCAGCCAGCUGCAGCCCGUCACGAGCGGCGAGGGGUACGCCUUCGACGUGUCGCUUUGCAUCGAGGAGAGCUUCAAGUACAUCCAGCCGGAGGCCUUGCUGCUGGCGUGCGAGCAGGCGGAGGUCCCUACUUCCCAGCCUCCCGUGGUGGAGCGCUGCGCUGUCUGCAUGGAGUGCCUGCCCUUGCCGUCCCCGACAGCAACAACAGAGGAGGCGUUGCUUUCCCUGCCGUCCUGCGGCCACACGUUCCACCGCCGGUGCAUCGCCUCCUGGUUCCAGAAGGGAAGCACCUGCCCGCUGUGCCGCCGCGACAUGAUGUACUGCCUCCUUGACGCGGAGAAGCGAUUUGGAUUAGAAAGGGAGGACAUUUCUUCAAAAAAACGAAACAGGGACAUGGCAAGCUGACAGUUGAUUCAAGAUUCAUGAGCGACAUCAUCCUACUGGUUCAUCUCUAUAGCCAAAUCCAUGAACUUUUUGAAACUUCAUCCCAACAUUUUUAUUCCGAAAGUUAACUGUUAGUGUAAUAAAGUAGCGCAUAAUUUGGCGCAACUAGCGUGAGUCAUGUGCAGUGUUACCCGACUCGGCACCGACCUGUUCGUUGGCCCUGAUCAUAGAUGGCUGUAAAAAUAUUAUUGCCCAAUAAAUAAAGCUUAUGGUUUUCUAAAAUAAAGAUGGCCGUCUCUAGUGGCCACCUUCCGAUCACCUAUCUUUGUCGGCUAAGACGGCCUUCAUUGCCGGCUCUGACCGCAUCGUCUUGAUGUCUCUCCACAUGUUCCUCCCACCACCGCCGGGAGCGCCAAAGGUCAACGUUGAUGAGGGAUGCUAUCGCUCGUGCCCACCACCACCAGGCGCCAACGAGGGACGCCAUCGACCACUGUCGUUCAUGUAUGGAUGUUGUCUUUAAGUUUGUGGGAGGGGGUGUACGGAAGGGGAAAGUGGUUUGCUAAUUAAUUAUCUGUGUUAAGUAAAAAUGGUGUUUGUGCAUAUGUUUGUUUAGAGGCCAAAAAUGGCAGAGAUGAACGUAAG
This is a messenger RNA of Lolium perenne, 1484 nucleotides long. RefSeq lists its product as uncharacterized. The record is from RefSeq and is a predicted model, not a curated record. Gene Ontology annotation, biological process: protein ubiquitination. Lineage: Eukaryota; Viridiplantae; Streptophyta; Magnoliopsida; Poales; Poaceae. Gene Ontology annotation, molecular function: zinc ion binding.